CUUUCUGUUUUGCCUGACGGACCAGCACUGACCAGCAAUGUUCAAAAAGCCUGUUGCGUCCCUCAAGUCCUUCUCGCCCCUCAGGUCGAGUGACAAGAGGCGCCUCAGAGACGAAAUCCUCGCCAGCUUCCCGGCCCUACGCGAUAUGGAGCCCAUUCAUGACACGCCUAUCAAUGCCAUUAUCACCCCUGACGGCCUUCAGUCUGCAAAGUUCACUUCCUAUAUCGAAGAGCCCGGCACACUGUAUACCGACUCAGAGGGAACGCCUCUUUGGUUCAAGAUCAGCAGCAGCAAUAAGAAAGACUCUGUCAUUGUGCCUACAGUAUACACCCUUUGGAAGUUCCCGGCCUUGAUACCUGGCCUCACAACAUGGAAUCCUGUCGUGGAUAAGCUCCGUAAUGGUGCCGAUCUAAUGAUCCCUGGAGUCAUCACCAACAACACCGAAGUCCCAGAUCUAGAAGAGGGCGCCCUGGUCGUCAUCUUCGCUCGAGGAAACAAGUAUCCUCUCGGUGUAGGGACCAUGGCUGUGUCUGGACGAUCAAUUGCGUCAUCCAGAGGCAGCAUGCCUCCCAAAGGAAAGGCUGUUCACAUCUUGCACUUACACCAGGAUCAGCUAUGGGCCAUGGGAAACAAACCGGAGUUGCCAUCGGAUUGGUCACAUGGAGUCAAGACAACACUGGAUGAUGAGUACGAAACGAGCGACGAGGAACACGAAGCCGAUGGAGAGGAGCUGUCGGAGAACUUGAAGGAUGCUUCUAUCAGCGAUACAAAAGGAAAGGCACCCGUCAGAGACAAUGAUACUGUGCAAGCGCAGAGCUCAAACGAAAACAACGCCUCAGUUGACAAGGCGGAGGAGCCAAUCGAGGCAGUCGAGGAGGCUAUUGUUCUUUCCGCAGAGGAAGUCGACAAGUAUCUUCACGAGGCGCUGCUUUAUGUGCUCAAGUUCAAGAUCACAGAGGCUGUCGCCAAGGAGCUGUUGCCAAUGAACGCCUCGACGUUUUACUCCUCAUAUGUACUUCCUAACCGUGCCUGCGGUAAGGCUGCGGAAGCGGACAUCAAGAAAUCUAGCUGGAAAAAGUUGGCAAAAUGGCUCAAGACAGUGGAGAAACAAGAUCUCAUCAAGUGCAAGGAUGUCAAAGGGGAACUCAUUCUUCUCAGCGUCAAUUGGAGUCAUCCUGAAUUGAAAUCAUUCAAGGGACACAGGACUGUGGAACAGCAGGCUGCGCGUCAAGCCAAGAUCGAGGCAGCGGGCACUCAGGCGAGCUCCGAUGCCAAGGGCUUGGAGGUUCUGGAGGCAUAUCGACCCAACAGCGCCUCCGCGGAUUUUUUCGAAGCGACAGGACGAUCCAAGGACGGAUAUUAUUCAUUGCCAGAGCUCAGGAGUUUGUUGGCAGAGUACAUCAAGGAGAAGCAGUUGUCAGAUCCAAAGAAUCAAAGAAUGAUUCGACUGGAUGAGGUCCUGCGAGAAGCGCUGGCUAAGAAAGGAGAACAGCUGGACCGUGUGCCAAGAGAUCAGACCAGUGACAGGCUAGUCAACAACAUGGUGCACUACCACUCUAUUGGGUACAAAGAUCAACAACCCCGGUUUAUCAAGGGUGGUGUCAAGCCGAUUCAGAUUAUCCAGGAGAUCCGUACCGGACGAAAGACUGCCACUAGAGUGUCAGGACUGGAGCAGUUCAUGAUCGACGUCGAUACCUUUGGGCAGGAGAUCCAGGUCCUCUGUGCCAGCAGCAUUGCGAUUACGCCACUGGUCGGCGCCUCGCCAAAGCUGAACCUUCGGGAGAUCAUGGUACAGGGCCCGCAGGUCAAAAACGUGACAGCAGUCCUUCUAGAGAAAGGAGUACCCAAGAAGUACAUUGAUUUCCUGGACAAGACCGCGAAAAAGAAAUGAGUUCGAGUGUAAACAUAUAAAAAUAGUUCCGCCUCAGGCGUCAAGCAACCUUUAAGAUCAUCUCCGGCGUGAUUUGCUGAUCACUUCAAUAACCCAUCGUUGCUGUAGCGACCAACAUCUCAAUGUGCAUAUAGUCAGCGUU
Molecule: messenger RNA, 2033 nt
Organism: Gamsiella multidivaricata
Lineage: Eukaryota; Fungi; Mortierellomycota; Mortierellomycetes; Mortierellales; Mortierellaceae
Exons: 5
Coding region: 38-1891 (617 amino acids)
Biological process (GO): translational initiation; formation of translation preinitiation complex
Molecular function (GO): RNA binding; translation initiation factor activity
Source: RefSeq, a predicted model, not a curated record